Arabidopsis arenosa is the source of this 4251-nucleotide messenger RNA. Lineage: Eukaryota; Viridiplantae; Streptophyta; Magnoliopsida; Brassicales; Brassicaceae. The record is from the annotation of a GenBank genome assembly.
GAAAACCCAGUAGCUUCUUCUGUGCUUGAAACAAGGUACGGAAAAUAUGUUCAAUACAUACACAAACUCAGUUCUAUGGCCGAUUCGAAGUAGAAAUCACCAAGAUUACUGCUCUUUGCUUCCUGAGAGAUCUGAAAGUUACCAACUUUCUAAAGUAAAAGCAUCGUCGAAAUGUUACUGUGUUAGUUCUCGCUCAAGCUGUUGCUGUUGUUGUUCAACACCAUCUUCUUCUUCAUUUGUUAAGCCUAAGGUAUUGAUAAACCCUGGAUUUGUGCUUUAUGGGAUUAGACAAUCUACGCUUAUUCAGUGGCCUUCGUUUCAAAGGAGGUUGCUUGUGGGUGGGAAUAGGCUUAUGGGUUGUGAGGUUUAUUCUCCUUGUGAUAGUAUAAGAAGGAAAAAUCGGAGCUUUAAGCUUAGGGGUAUGGAAGAAUCUGAUGAAUGUUGUGGGAGUAGAAGUUGUUCAGAUGAUGUAGAAGCUAUGAUUUCGUUUUUAAGUGAGGAAUUGAUAGAUGAUGAGAGGAAGUGGAAUUUGGUUAGUAGAGUUGAAGAGAGGAAGAAAGUGGGGAAUGUGAGAAAAAUUAGUGUUGAAGGAAGAGAUAGUUGUGGGAAUGGGAGAGUUUCUCGAAGAAACGAGCGGGACGGAGUGAAGAGACCUGAGGGGUUUGGUAAGCGAAAUGGGAUUAAGGAAGAUGUGAAGUUACAGGAAAGAGAUGAUUGUGAACAUUGUGGGAGGGGAAAGAAAAGUUCUCAGUUGGAGAGUGAAUCUAGGCGUGGUUCUAAAUUGGUUUCUGGUGAGUAUAUUGGGAAAAGUUAUACGGGGAACGAAGAAAGAAAAGUUCGACCGAUAAGGAAAAAGAGUUCGAGUUGUUCAUCGUAUUAUUCCCUUGCUUCUUCAGGGGAGUUUGAGAGUGAUACUGAAGAUCAGGAGGAGGAUGUGGAGUUUUAUCGCGAAAACGUGAGAAAUUCAGAGAAGAAGGUUGUUGAACAGUCAGCCAAAGGAUUGAAAUCUAGAAAGGAAGCCACUCAGGUGCAUUUGAGGAAAAUAAGAGAUGAGAGCUCUAAUAGAGUGGAUUCAAGGUAUCAGAAGCAGGUUUUUGAGGAAGGGGAAAAUUCAAAUCAGGCAGUGACUUUGAACCAGAGAAGAAGAAAGAAGUUUAGUCAAACUGGUAAUAGAGUGUCUGAAUCGAUGGGACAUUAUGAAGAAGAUAUGGAAAUUCAUGAGAUCCAUGUCAACGAUGCAGAGACUAGUUCUCAAAAUCAAAAGCUCAUUGGUGAAAAGGAGGACUAUAGAGUCCACUCAAUCCGUAAUGAUUCUGGAAACGAAAACAUUGAGAGUUCUCAGCAGCUAUUGAAGGAAAGAUCGGAGAUUCGUUAUAGCAGUGAGGAUAGAUUAUCUGAAAUGCGAAGAAGAACCAAAUAUAGCAAUAGCCAGGAGGAAGGUAUAAAUGUGCUCCAAAAUUUUCCAGAGGCGACAAAUGAUCAGCAAACUGUAGUGGAAGAAAGGAUAUCUAAGCAAGCUGGUAGGAGAAGGACUACCGAACACUUUUCUGAAAGUUCAGAAAUACAUGACAUAGACAUCAGAAAUACAUAUGUCUCACAAAGCGAAGACCAGAUUAGAAACCAAGAAGUACAUGCUGGCUUGAUUUCUGGUUUGCAAUCUGAAAGGAAGCAGGAUGAUUAUCAUAUUGAACAUAAUCCCUUGCAAAAGAUGCAAUCUGACAGAACUUCCGUGUCUGUAUCUCAUACCAGUGAUGCAGUAAGGUAUACUGAAAUUCAGAGAAACUCUGAGAAGAGGCUGAUUGGUCAAGGAAGUACUACGAUUGUGCAACCGGACAGCAAAGUAGAAAAAAGUGGUGCUUGGAAAGAAGACUCUAGGCUAGAUGUUGCUAACUUGAAAAAAGAAGGUCAAACGACCUUAGGGUUGCAAAGUUAUCAGUCAAAGCUAUCUGAAGAGGCCUCAAGUUCACAAUCAUCUUUGAUGGUCUCACGAAACAAAUUACAACUGGUAGAUCUGGUUUCAGAGGAAAUGCAAGGAUCUGAAACAACACUGAUUCCUCCUUCUUCUCAGCUGGUAAGCAGAAGAUCAGGACAAAGCUAUGGAACUGGUGGAGUUUCCAUUCAAGAAAUUUCCCAUGGAACUUCAGAAAGUGGUUAUCCUACAGCCUUUGAACAUCCAAGAGCAGGAGCUUCUGUUAAUAGUCAGUCUGCUGGAGAACUGAUGGGAUUUACAUCACAUGAAGAUGCUAUGGGUUCUGCUCAUCGGUUGGAACAGUCAUCAGAGAAAUAUGUUGGGGAGUUUGUGAAAAAGGCCAAACAUGAAGUUAUAAAUCCAGAGACUGAGAAGCAAAGAGCUGAAAGCAAUCAAUUGAAGAGGCGGGACUCAAGGCGAUCAUCUGGUGGUUCAGGAGCAAAGGGACCUUCAGAUGAAAUGUGGGUAACGGAUUCUGCUCAGGGAACUCCUCAUCCAGGAGCCGCAGAAGGCAAUGCAGCAGAGGGGAAUGCUGUUUUCAAAAGAAAUGGUAGGUCCUUGUGGAAUGUUAUAGCUGAUAUUGCUCGGCUUAGGUGGGGCUCCCGAGCUGGAAGCCCUGACUCGAGUGCAAAGCCCGCUGGAAAGAGUUCACCCAACGAGUCAGUUAGCAGUGCAACAUGGUUUUCUGGACGUGAGCAUGACGGAAGCAGUGAUGAUAACACAAAAGGGGAUAAAGUUUUGCCACAAGAAGCUCCUUCCCUAAAUCAGUUGGAGGUUGGUCAAACUUCUCCUAGAAGCCAAUUUGAAUAUUCCGGCACUACAAAACUGAAACAGCGAUCUGAACAGCAUGAAGGUGUGGUAUCAUCGCCAUCUUCCACAAUAUUAGAGGGUGGCUCAAUAUCCAAUCACAUGUCUUCCACAUCUGGUAAUCAAAUUGUUGGUGUGGAUGAAGAAGGCGGAAACUUUGAGUUCCGUCUUCCUGAAACAGCUUUGACAGAGGUGCCAAUGAAACUGCCUAGUCGAAACCUGAUAAGAUCUCCUGCUAUCAAGGAACCUUCAGAAUCUAGUCCCACCGAGGCACCCAGUGAUCAAAAUGUUACUGUGGGAGAAGGAAGACGCUACCCUGGAAUGGAUGCAGGUCAAAAUCCAUUAUUAUUUCCAGGUCGAAACCUACGGUCUCCUGCUGUAAUGGAACCUCCAGUUUCCCCUCCCAGCAUGAUAUCCGGCAGUAGCAGCUUAAGAGAGCAGGUUGAACAUCAACAACCUCUAAGUGCGAAGUCCCAGGAAGAAACAGGUUCUGUAUCGGCAGACUCUGCGUUGAUACAAAGGAAACUUCAGAGGAACAAACAGGUUGUGAGGGAUAGUUUUGAGGAGUGGGAGGAAGCAUACAGAGUAGAAGCUGAAAGGCGAACAGUUGAUGAAAUAUUCAUGAGAGAAGCGUUAGUAGAAGCUAAGAAGGCUGCUGAUACAUGGGAGGUACCUGUCGGUGCUGUGCUUGUUCAUGAUGGGAAGAUUAUUGCCCGGGGUUAUAACCUAGUAGAGGAGCUUCGGGAUUCAACCGCCCAUGCAGAAAUGAUUUGCAUUCGAGAGGGUUCCAAAGCACUUCGUUCAUGGAGGCUCGCUGAUACAACUCUCUAUGUAACACUAGAACCAUGCCCAAUGUGUGCGGGAGCAAUACUUCAAGCAAGGGUCAACACUCUAGUGUGGGGUGCUCCCAAUAAGCUUCUCGGAGCAGAUGGCAGCUGGAUCAGGCUGUUCCCUGGAGGCGAAGGAAAUGGAUCAGAGGUUUCAGAAAAGCCACCGCCUCCAGUUCAUCCUUUCCAUCCUAAGAUGACAAUCCGUCGCGGAGUUCUGGAAUCAGAAUGUGCUCAGACCAUGCAGCAGUUUUUCCAACUUAGGAGAAAAAAGAAAGACAAGAACUCAGAUCCAUCUACUCCUACCGAUCAUCAUCAUCACCAUCUUCCCAAACUCCUCAACAAGAUGCAUCAAGUCUUACCCUUUUUCUGUCUGUAGAACAAGUUUUGCAUCUGAUCUGUUCAAAAAUUGUAUAUUUUUCUGUCCACUGUCAUUUGUUAAAAUCUCAAGACAAGGUUGGUUCCUUGUAAUGCCAUUGAUUGUAACGUUAAGCACAAUUUCUAUAUGAACACAUGUUUUGCCUUAAAAUUUUAAUAACCAACCUCUCUUGGUAGUGAUCUAGACUCUUUACCAGUUUUAGGUCCGAAGGAAGCAUUGGUCCCAUUUAGUUGAUGAUUAACACGUUUUAUUAAAAGUGCUGAUUAUUA